Molecule: messenger RNA, 183 nt
Organism: Prunus armeniaca (apricot)
Lineage: Eukaryota; Viridiplantae; Streptophyta; Magnoliopsida; Rosales; Rosaceae
Source: the annotation of a GenBank genome assembly
AUGAGAAAGAAAAGUAGAGGUCGGAAGCGAAAACGAAGGAGGCACUCAAGAAUGAGAACCAAAAGAUGUUCAAACAUUGCUUCUGAGAUAGAUGAGAUGUUCGGAUUUGUUCAGGAUCAGACUUUAUAUUUGAUGAGUUUCAGAGAUAUGCCUACACUUUCAAGGAAAGUUACUUUGGAAUAA